Messenger RNA from Dovyalis caffra, 1509 nucleotides. The record is from the annotation of a GenBank genome assembly. Lineage: Eukaryota; Viridiplantae; Streptophyta; Magnoliopsida; Malpighiales; Salicaceae.
AUGGUUCGUUCUCAUGGCGUCAAGCUUGUUGGUUGGUUGGCUCGCCGUCCUCUCUCCUUCACCGUCCUCGAAGAUUCUGCUAAUUCCUUAUACAAGAGUGCAUUAGAUGGGAGCUAUAGGAGAUUGAGUACUACUACCAGGGUUUGUAAUUCUUCUAGGUUCUUCGGCAAUUACACCCCUAAAAAUGUUAACCAGAAAAAUUGGUUGCUAUUGGGAGCUUUAAAUGCAAAACUUGGUGCUGCGAGAUCAAUUCAUGGCUCUGCUCCUAUGACGAAAGAUUUUUAUGAUGUACUUGGUGUUAGCAAGAAUGCUAGUGCAUCUGAUAUAAAGAAAGCUUAUUACGGGCUGGCAAAGAAACUCCAUCCUGAUACAAACAAAGAAGACCCUGAAGCUGAAAAGAAGUUUCAAGAAGUUUCAAAGGCCUAUGAGGUUUUGAAAGAUGAUCAAAAGCGAGAACAAUAUGAUCAGCUAGGCCAUGAUGCAUUUGAAAACCAAGAAAAUUAUCAGCCUGGUGGACCAGGAUUCGAGAGUCCAUUUGGGGACUUCUUCAGAAUGGAAGAUAAUGUUGCUGGCCAAGAUGUUAAGGUUUCCAUUGAACUUUCAUUCAUGGAAGCUGUUCAAGGAUGCACCAAAACUGUCACAUUUCAGACUGAUGUGCCUUGUGAAACUUGUGGUGGAGAAGGUGUUCCUCCUGGAGUGAAACCUCAAAUGUGUAAACGCUGCAAGGGCAGAGGCGUGAUAUCUAUGCAAAAAGGAUUUUUCAGUUUUCAGAAGACAUGUGAUCAAUGUGGUGGAACUGGGCAAUCUGUUUCGGUCUUGCCAUGGAAACAAAGUAGUGAGAGGAUCAAAGACAAUUUCAUUGAACAUUCCAACAGAACCCUGAAGAAUGAUAGCAAUGAGUACACUAGCUUCCCUGCAGAAUUGUUUGAUAAUGCAGGUGCUUAUAUCAAACCUUCUUUGAUCUUGCAUAUAGACAUUCUAUUUGGAGUGGACGACAAUGAGACUAUGAAGAUCCCUAGAAGUGGCGGAGCAGACCCAGAGAACAAUCAACCUGGUGAUCUCUUUGUUACAAUCAAGGUCCGGGAAGACCCUGUUUUCCGCAGAGAAGGCUCUAACAUUCAUGUUGAUGCUGUUUUGGGCAUUACUCAGUGCAUUUCAAGGUUCUCAUUUACAAAUUCCAUUGUUGGCUUUAAGUUAUGGGUUAUGCUUUACUUGUAUAUCUACUUGUUAAGCAAUUUUGGGGGAACCAUCCAGGUUCCAACUCUCACGGGAGAUGUUGUACUUAAGGUCCGCCCUGGCACCCAACCUGGUCAAAAGGUGGUUCUGAAGAAUAAAGUUGAUGGCACAGGGAUUAAAGGACGGGGCUCUUACUCAUUUGGUGAUCAGUUUGUGCACUUCAAUGUCAGCAUUCCAUCGACUUUGACCCCAAGACAGCGCGAAUUGAUUGAGGAGUUUGCCAAAGAAGAGCAAGGUGAAUAUGGCAAACAAGCUGCUGGAGCAUCUGGGUGA